Molecule: messenger RNA, 3362 nt
Organism: Oncorhynchus kisutch (coho salmon)
Lineage: Eukaryota; Metazoa; Chordata; Actinopteri; Salmoniformes; Salmonidae
Product: homeobox protein Hox-B4a
Exons: 2
Coding region: 1196-1948 (250 amino acids)
Biological process (GO): positive regulation of transcription by RNA polymerase II; anterior/posterior pattern specification; embryonic skeletal system morphogenesis
Cellular component (GO): nucleoplasm; nucleus
Molecular function (GO): RNA polymerase II cis-regulatory region sequence-specific DNA binding; DNA-binding transcription factor activity, RNA polymerase II-specific
Source: RefSeq, a predicted model, not a curated record
GGGAGUAUGUAGUUGAUGUAUACACUACAAGCCAUCGAUGGAUACAGACGACUGCCAGUUGAUGUUUAUUUGAAUUGUGUUGUACCAUUAGGAUAUAUUAUCCCAAUGUAGGCUAAUGGGGUGAGAUACUUUGUUAUUGUUUUUCAUUGUUGAUCAUUUCAGUGGAAAAGGUGAACCGAAAGUUAUAAUGGGUUUUAUUUGCCAUGUUAAUCUGUCAAGUGCUGUGAUUUGCUUGUCUUCCACUGAAAAGCGUAUUCACGGUGCCACCAUUUCGAUUGAGAAACAGUCAAUUUGGACCACAAAGGAGUUUUAUCGCAUGAUCACUCACCAUGCAUGGAGCCUUAUUCCAUCGAUAACAUUGCAUGGGUUAUGAGAAUGGAGCCCUGAUAAGGACCAAAACUAUUAUUCGGUUGGCAAUGCAAGGGCGCGUGGUCUCAAUUACUAUGCAAGGUAGGUGUGUAAAUUGGUGUGCAGGAUAAACGUGGUGUUUAGGGGGGACUGACGGUGAACUCGCUUUAAUGCAAAGGUCUAGCUGUGAUUUAGGAGGCUUUGUAACCUGAAUUAGUUGAUGAAUUUUCUAUCGAUCCUAAACAAGCCUAGAUUCAUCUCCGACAGCCUUCUGCUGCACGCAGCGCACGCCAGUGCAUUCUCUCACCAUUAUUGGGGAGUGCAUUUAAAAGCUUGGCAAGAACGAGCACACGGCAUCACUUUUCCCAGCCCUUGUUUUCAAAAGCUCCAGCCAAAAGAAAAAAAAAUAGUGAGUGAAUAUGGCUUAACUAUCAAGCUUAGGACGCAUCUCGGUUCUUGUUUAUGUACUGUAUCACGAAGUGGACAGGUGAGGGGGUUGGUUAGUUGAUCUGCUCUGUAGACGUUUGGAAACUCCGGUGGUAUGUAUUUCUGGCGUGUCUGCUUCAGGUUGUUAUUGUUUUGAUUCGUGCUUUUCGCGAGCGUGCUAGUGUGCAAAAAAGUAUGCAACAUUCGGAUGCCACAAACUAUGCCCAGAUGAUGUGCGGGUAUGGCUAAUCCUAUUUCCUUAUCCGGGAAUCGUCAGGAUCCACGCCAUUGGCUCCUGCUGUCACAUGGAUUCUUAACUUUGUUCAUUUGACAGAAAGUAGGAGGGUUCUACGAAACAGGAAAACGAGUAAAGCGAUAGAUAUAAAUUUUAGUAUAUUUUGUGUGCAAUUCAAAGAAAUUAAUGGCCAUGAGUUCCUAUUUGAUCAACUCAAACUAUGUGGACCCCAAGUUUCCACCCUGCGAGGAAUAUUCACAGAAUGACUACCUACCCAGUCACUCUCCGGACUACUACAGCGCCCAGAGGCGAGAGCCUGCUUUUCAGAAUGAGUCGAUCUACAACCAGCGGUCAGGCUGCGCCGACCCGCCUUACACAACGUGCCAGGGUCCGGGGCAGCCCACGGUGGUGAUAUCUCCACGGGGUCACGUCCUCCCCCCAGCCGGACUCUCAACCCCUGUCCCGGAGCCUAGCCACCAUUGCGACUCCGUAACUCCAAGCCCUCCACCCGCCUGUGGCCAGAAUCCCCUCAACCAAAGCCCUUCCACGGCCAGCUCUCGCAAGGAUCCCGUGGUUUACCCCUGGAUGAAAAAAGUCCACGUAAACAUCGUGAAUCCAAAUUACACAGGGGUGGGUGAGCCCAAGCGCUCGCGGACAGCCUACACGCGACAGCAAGUCCUGGAGCUGGAGAAGGAGUUCCACUACAAUCGCUAUCUGACCCGGAGACGCAGAGUGGAGAUCGCCCACACCCUGGUUCUGUCCGAGCGCCAGAUCAAAAUCUGGUUCCAGAACCGGCGGAUGAAAUGGAAGAAAGACCACAAGCUGCCCAACACAAAGAUCCGCUCCAACAAUAACUCCAACAACACAAACUCGCAAAGCAGCGGGCUCGCGUUGGGGAGUUCUCAGAACCGAACCAGCGGGCCUCCACCGAGCCUAUAGCCUCCACCCUCCCCUAACCAUCCACCACCCACCCACCAUGCACUUUGAAACCUCCGUUUCUGGAGUGGGAUACAUGGAUUCCCCCAUGUUUUUACCUCCCCUCUUUAAUUCAAUUACAGGGAUAGAACAUGUGGGGGGGAAAGAGAAGGGGGAGUAAAAAACGAAAAAGAGUAAAUGUGUAUCUCAAAAAAUGUAGAAGGGGAGACGAUUCAAACACAAACACUUCCAAUGAUGUGUUCACAACCUGAUCCAGUUCCCUUUUUUAUCCCGUGCCCCUCUCCUACUCUCUCUAUCUCUCUCUCUCUCUCUCUCUCUCUUUCUCUCUCCCCCUCCAUUAGAACAGAAGGCGGCAGAUACUUUUCAGAUUUGGUGAAGAUGGAUCCGUGUUUCAUCUUUAAUCAUGCCAAACUCGGCCCCAUUUGUCAUGUUUACUCUGCAGUACAAAGGAUGAACCGUGGGCCUGCCCAUUACCUCGACGUCCAACGUUGUGUUUAAUAAAUGAGCCCUCUUGUUUCGUCAAGAGCCGUUUUCUUACUCCUUUUUCCUCUCCUCAAUACUAAAAAAUACACCGAAUAUGUUCUCCGAACAUGAAGUUUUUUGUAAGAGAAAAUAUAGCUGAAUCUCAGUUAUAUUCUAUGUUUAUAUAUUAAGACUGACAACGAUUGUGAGGUCCGUUGCUAGUUCAUUUAUACAGGGACUCGUUUUUCCUUCUUUGUUUCUAGCAAAGACAGGGUGCAUUUGAACAAAAGAUGGUAAAUCACGGUAUUAACAAAGGACAGUCGUCGCAGUGGAAUGAUAGAGCUGGACUUAUAGAAUACUUACAUAUAUGAACCAAAAUCUGGUGCAAACCUACCUAAGCAUUAUAAACACAGCACUACAAUGUACUACCUAGCUAUUAUAAUUACCUCAGUUGUACUUAUGUUCAUUAUUUUCUUGCCUUGUGUUAUGAAGUGACAGGUUGAGCUCAUUUGAAUUGUGUGGCAAGUAUCUGCAAUACGAACAUAUUCAUUUCUUGUAAGUGAAAUGUAAUUUAAGCAAUUUUGUUGGCCAGGGUUGUAAAGAGAAAAAGGUGCGUAUAUUGCAUGACUGAAUACACAUUUAUUUGAUAUUUUAUCUUUCUCUGUCUGGUAUCCUUUCUUGGCACAAACAUGCGCACACACUCCCUCUUUCUUUCGCCCUCUCUCUCUCUCUCUCGCUUUCUUCUCACCAUGUGCCGUUUUGGGUAUUUUAUUUCUAUGUGUUCUUUUUCUUUACAUUCCAAAGAUCAGUCCUGUCGCUGAUAAUGUCGACAUUUUUGUUUUUUCUUCCUCCAUAUUUGAAUGUUGCUCUUUUUCUGCUCUUACUCCUCAGUGUCUACCUAUUAUUUGUAAAUAGCUAUAGAAAUGUAAUAAAUGGCUGAAAAAGCAUCCAUCUA